AGAACUCAGUUAGAUUAAACUCAAAUGUUAUUAAAAAAUAGAUGAUCAAAUUUCAAAAAUCAUCUAAGUAAUUUUUGAAAUUUCUUUUUUUUUUUUUUUUUUGUUAUUCAGUGCAAUACAUCGAGGAUUACUGGGUGCACUUGAAGAGCUGCACUGGUCAGAAGAAGCACCUGGAAAACCAGAAAUCCAAGUUAGGGCGCAUAAUGAACUUCCUCACAUUCAUGACAGAAGGGAGGACAAUCUUGAAAAAUUGGAUGUUUCUCCCGAACAUUAAGAGAAUAAACCAGUGGCCAGAAUUUCUUCUAAAUGAGGGAUUAGUAGAGACAACUGUGAGGGCCUACCUGGUCAACUUGUCACAGUUCCUGGCUUUUUUUAGGGACACCCCUCCCUCCGCAUCCAGGGUCCCUAAAACGGCCGUGUUCUCGGUGAUUCGAGCCGUGUCGUCUUGCAUUACUGAGCUGAGGACACCCGUCGUCAUCCGACAGAUCCGCAUCAAGAAAAGAAAAAUGAGCAAGGCAAUCCCAAGAGAGCAUCUACAUCAGUGCAGAGUCCUUGCAAGAGCCAGGAUCCCUGAAAUUCUUUAUGAACUCUCAAAGGAUCCCAAGCCGCAGACCCGCAGAACCUUCUUUGGGUACCUCAGUGUCUACAUCGCCAGCCUGUAUGGUCACCGAACAGGUGUGUUAAAGAACAUGACAGUGGCAGAGGUAGACGAGGCCCGAAUGGAAGCCAAACCAGGGGAUGCUGGCUUUGUCAUUAAUGUGAAGGAGCACAAAACAAAUCGUGCCUUUGGGCCGGCACAACUCUAUCUAACAUUGGAAGAGUUUUCAUGGUUGGAGCAGUGGAUCAUCAUCAGAGGGAAAAUCAACCCUUCCUCAGACCUGGUGUUUUUCACAGAGAACAACACGAGAGUCGAUAAACUCAUUGGGCUGAUGCAGACUGCCUGGGCAGACAUGGGUUUGCCUGGAAUCCCUACCUUCACAGAUUUUAGAACAUCCAUAGCGACAUAUGCCAGAAACGUUCUGUCUCCAGCCUCCCAUGCAAAAGUCUCAAAAACGAUGUGCCAUGACACCCGGACUGCUGAGAAAUAUUAUGCCCUCCACCUCACAGCGCCUCAGCUAGCUGAAAUCAGAGACGAUUUUGAGCUAGCCAUCAAGCCUUCCCACUUAAUGUCAUCGGUCACGGAUGAAUGUACUCUCCUGACCUUGAAAUCCAACAGAAGGGGGAGCUAAAGGCUGCUUCGUUCAUCCCGCCUGAUGCAUCCAGCCAGGAGAGGGAGUCCAGCUCCGGGUCUUCCUCCAGCCAGUCCACUGAAUCCCAGUCAUCUCCUCCACCUGACCAGGACCCAUCAUUCACCCUGCCCAAAAAGGCCAAAAAAAGAAAGAGUGUCUCUCCACUUCUCGCAUACAGACUAAGAAAACGCCACAAUUUAACUAAAACUCCAGCGAGACCUGUAGUCAGACGACCACGUAGGAUAAUCAAAAAAAGCUAACAAGUAAUGUAAAUAGUGUAAAAAAAAAGUCAUUUGCAUUUUACGUUUUUGUAUUUACUUUCGUAUUGUUAGCUGUGUUUGCACCUUAAGUGUUCUGUAUUUAUCUUGAUAUUGUUUGUUGUGUCUUUAAUAAAUAUAAAAACAUUUUAAGACAUUUAUCCGUUCAUUAUAUUAGUUGUAUUAUUAUAUUAGCAGUAUAACAUAAGAUAAUAUAUAACUUGUCAUUAGUGCAUUAAGUGCUAUGCAAAUAUAGCACUUAAUGCACUAACGGCAAGGUUCACAUUGGUUCCAUCAAUAUUGCCAUUAAAAAGGGGAAAUGAGAUACAACCAAGGGUUGGUUUGAACACUGCUCCUCUAGGUGGUGGGCAGGAUUGCUAUCCACUCAGCUACACUCUUUACGUUGUAUAUAAAUGAGACGCAUGUUCCAUAUGAACGUUAAUAUCGCCAUGGUACUCAUUAAAUGGUUAUAUGCUCAGCCACACCCCUUGGCCUGCUAUUGGUUGCUUAAUAAUUAUUCCUAUGUCAUCAGUGACGUCAUUGACCAUUGGAAAAAUU
Fundulus heteroclitus (mummichog) is the source of this 2044-nucleotide messenger RNA. RefSeq lists its product as uncharacterized. The transcript is spliced from 6 exons. The record is from RefSeq and is a predicted model, not a curated record. Bases 204 to 1229 code for a protein of 341 amino acids. Lineage: Eukaryota; Metazoa; Chordata; Actinopteri; Cyprinodontiformes; Fundulidae. Gene Ontology annotation, molecular function: DNA binding.